Messenger RNA from Owenia fusiformis, 1850 nucleotides. NCBI's taxonomy places the organism in Eukaryota, Metazoa, Annelida, Polychaeta, Sabellida, Oweniidae. The record is from the annotation of a GenBank genome assembly.
AUCACGUAAUCGAGAAGUAUUGCUGCAUUAUUUACUGGGAUUCUGGUGAAAUAGAUAGAAAAGAUGAUGCUACUUAAGAUGUUGAUUUGCCUCUUGGUCGUCGGGACCUUUGGAGAAAAGCCUCCUUGCACUGAGGGACCGAAUGGGGAAAAGAUGAGAGAGCUCACACUAAAGCAACCUAAAGUAGAGUGCUACCGAACCGUAUGCAUUAAAGUAAAGGACAAUGGUGAGAGAUACGAUGAAGAUGAGGCUAAUGAAGAAGUUGAGGAGGAAAAUGACAGCACAACUGAUGAUGAUGACGGUGAGGAUCCUGAGAUUGACAAUAGUAUCGCGGGAGAGGGGGAGAUUGAAAGUAAUUGUAAUGACGAAGAUGAGUCUACCAAGCGACAUAAUAAAGCUGUGAAAAGACGACGUAAGAAAAAUAAGCACAAGCUCCACGAGACUGCAGAUGAUAAAAAUGAGGAAGAUGAAGAAUCUGAAAUACAGGAUGGAGACAUAAGAGUACUAAAAAACCAAGAUGAUACGACUAAAAAGUUUAAAAAUGCAAUUGGAUACAAUGGACUAUGGACCAAGGGCAUUGUCUAUUUUAAAAUAGACAAGUCUUACAGUAAAUCGGAAAAGGAUUAUAUAGUUGCGUGUUUGGAAGACUUAGAAGGCAGAUUAUCUUCUAACAAAGAUAAACCAAAUUGCAUCAAAUUCAAGAAAUACAAAGCUGGAGUGCGAAACUAUCUCGAUAUAAAGAAUGGCGGUGGAUGUUCCUCAUUCGUGGGAAUGCUUGGAAAAAAUCAAACGGUGACCCUCAAAGCCAAAGGUUGCCUGUAUCAGAUGGGUACAGUGCAACAUGAGAUUAUUCACGCCCUUGGAUUUUACCACGAACACAGUCGUCCGGACAGAGAGGAAUUCAUUAAAAUUAUUUGGGAAAACAUUAAAACAGGUUUCAGUAGCAACUUUGAUGUCAAGCGCAGUGCUAAAACGCUUGUCCCCUAUGACUAUGAGAGUGUUAUGCAUUAUAAACAGAAUGCCUUCAGUAAAGACCCCAGGUAUCUCCGUACCAUACAGCCGAUACAGCCCAGAAAGGAGGUGGGUCAGAGGAAUGGAAUAUCAGAUUUAGAUACGCUUGAGAUACAACGUCUGUAUCACUGUGAAGAAACAGUUGAAAUUGAUGAUUCUCUUAGUGGUAGGGAUGGUUCCAAUGCUGUAACUCAUGCGCCCCCCGAGGGUCCAGCAAAAUUAAAGGCUUUGCAUUGUACAGUUGAUGCAUCUGAAUCAAAGGUUCCAUGUAGUAUACGAGAAAUAUCAGAACCGAAAUUGUUGAAAAAUGAGUCGUGUAGUAGUGGACAUUAUCCCAAAUUUGAACGAACUACGUGGAACUGGCUAGGUGGAUAUUAUUGGUAUAUGGAUGGUGAUAUGCUCAAGGAUAAUGACACUGCGCAGCUGGAGUCUGAAGUGAUCCACCCGGGGGAAUAUUGUCUUCAAUUUAGCUACUGGAAUUAUGCAUCUAAAUCAUACAUGAGAGUUUACAUUGAGUAUAAUGAAAUUGGAGAAAAGUACAGCAAGCCCGAUGAGCAAUCCUGGAUAACACCAACAAUACCAUUUAUUGCCAAAAACCGUUUUGUCCUUCAAUUUGUCAUAACUAUUGACAAGACAGUUGUAAAUAACAGGUUUGCAUCAGCGGCAGGUGACUUUGCUCUUGAUGAAAUCAGAUUGGCACCAAUCGUUCGUGGAGAGUGCAAAUAUCCAAGCUGAUUUUCACACGAAAUAAAUAAUUCACUGUUUAUUAUAAAUCAGCAUGUUAUGUUACUCGUUAUUAUUAUAAAAGAGAAAAGUAUAAACUCUCUGGAGAAGCAAAU